CGCUGACGCCGGCUCGUGCACUGCAGGGGGUGGCACGAGAGCGGCCGGCGCACGCGCGCACAGAGCGGUUCGGAGCAGGGGAGGCGGUUGCUCCGUGUGUGCCUCGCGGGCACCUCCCCCGCCCCUGUCUCAGGUGAUGCUGGCGGCUGGGGCGAUGAUGAGGAAGAGGCUGAGAAGGGAGGCGGGGGCCUCCCGCCCUGCUGCCCCCCGCCUCUCGCCCACCGGGUCCGGCUCGGAGCCCCGCCGACCCGUCCCCUGCCCCUGAGGAGGCUCCGGGCCGAGCCGGAGGCGGCGAGCCAGCGGCCCCCUCCACGCCCCGUCUCCGUCCUCAAUGUCUCCCCCGCCGCGGGGAGGCUGCUGCCGCCUUGGAGUCCAGCCGCCCCGGCCCCCUCUCCGUAGCCGCCCCCUCGCCGCCCUCCCCUUCGGCCCGCAGCAGCCGCCUGGGCGCGGAAGGAGCCCGGCCUCCCGCCCGACCCCGCGGCCCGGCCGCCGCCAGCCCCUGGCGGCCGAGGAGCAGCGGAGGAGGCGCAGAGACCCCCGGGGAAGAUGAAGGCGGAAGCGGGAGACAACUCCAUGAUCAACCUGUCGGUGCAGCAAGUGCUGAGUCUGUGGGCGCACGGUACCGUGCUGCGGAGCCUCACCGAGAUGUGGUACUGGGUUUUCCUAUGGGCUCUCUUCUCCUCUCUCUUUGUCCAUGGUGCUGUGGGAGUGUUAAUGUUUGUGAUGCUGCAGAGGCAUAGGCAGGGGAGACUAAUCUCUGUCAUUGUGGUCAGCAUUGGAUUUCUGGGUUCUGUAUCUGGAGCAAUGAUAACCAGUGCAGCAGUAGCUGGAAUUUACAGAGUAGCAGGGAAGAACAUGGCUCCUUUGGAAGCACUGGUAUUUGGAGUUGGACAGACAGUACUGACAUUGAUUAUCUCAUUUUCAAGAAUUCUUGCUACACUUUGAGACUUCUGUGAAAAUAGUCAGUUGAUAUAAGGAAACCUUUUGUCUGCAGAGAAGCUCCCUGAAAGUGGCUUCAGUGACUGGUGGACAUGGAUUAGUGCAACAGGAAGCAUAUGGGAUCUGUACUUCAAAUCUAGUUCAGUUAAGAGGGAAAGGACUGCCCUCUAGUGUCCACACUGUUGUACUACUGCUCUGCACCUUAUGUGCCUCAGUCACAGGGAAGGUGCAAUUAAUGGAUAUGAAGCUGUGAGAUAAAGCACCUUGAAGAGCUGCCAAUCAGGUUAACACUUGAUGAUGAGAUCAUUGUUCUUAACAAUGUUGAAAUACAGGGACAUUUCUGAAGAAUCGGUAAAUGUGCCAAACUUGAAGUUUAAUUUUUUAACUAUUGAUAGUGUGAACAUUUGAAGAUGAGUGCUGUGAAUAUAUUCCACAUUAAUUCAGGUAAACUAGUAAGGUACUUGCAUUUCUUUAACUGAAACCUACUCAGUGCUGAGUGUUACCCCAUUCAGCAUAUGAAGUAACUACUUGGUUUUUGAACUGUACAUGAGUAUUACUGGGAUAUAGGACUGCAGCAGGUCUAUUCAUAAAAUUAAUGUGGUUAGCACUAUAUGUAGGAGAUCUUUAGUGAAGCAAUUCUGUGAGGUUCACCAUGUAUAGAAAAGAGAUUUAAUGGUUUUAUUUCUACAUACUUAGUAUUUUCUCAGUCCCAAAUCAUCAAGCAGACUGAGAGUAAGGCAAACUAAGUACAAUCUAUUAUGUGAAUUGAGAAAUGAAAUUUAAAUUAUUUCUUUAUUCAUACGUUAUUUUGUUUGAAAUGUAGGUAUUCAUUAAUCCUUCUGAAAAAGGUACUUGCUGUUUAUCUUCAAGGAAAUAAGUUGUUUCCAGUGUGAUGUCAGAGAAGUUACUUGUUGCAAUUAAAUCUUUUUAAUGAUAUUUAAAAACCAGAACCAGUCUUUAAUUCUGAAACAUCUGAUGUUUAAAACAUGGCCUAAUCUAGGCUCUGAAAGAGAGUAACAAAACAAGUAAAGAAACAAUAAAGAAAAUUGAAAGGGAUUUUAAGAAAUAUUUUGUGUGUGGUACAUGAUUGUGCCGGUAUUCUGCUGAACAAAAAUGGUAAGUUUAAUGUUAAGAUCCGGACCAUCAGUAUCAAAACUCGGACAGUAGUGUAAUGCAUAUACUUCCUCAUUUCUGAACACAUUUUAUCUUUGGGAUAAUUAGAUAUGUGGAGUUUUCAGAUAUUUAGCUUUCAGUAGACUUGUGUUCGUUCUUCUUUAAAAGGAACAGUGGUGAUGUGCAUGUAAAAUGCACAUAUAAAAUGUUUCAAAGUGAAUAGAAAUUUUAAAAUAUUACAGGAGUGUAGAAUUCAGAAGGGCCAAGAAGGUCUGUGUGAGGAAAGAGGGAAUCAUUCAUAUCCUGCUUCAAUGGAGUACUUUACAACAGUUGAAUAAAUGUGUGCAUAGAGAGAGACGGCUUAUGCACCAAAGAUGUUGCUGUCAUGAUGUCCAAGAUUAUUCCAGGCCUGCUGAAACAGUAGUACUUGCAGCACUAUCAAAAGGAUACCGUCACAAUGGUUACUUAAAAAUUACUUUGCUCACUACUUCAAAAUACAAUAAAUUAAAAUCUGAUUUUACCAUUAUUUCGUCCAUAUACAUUGGUUUAUCAAUUAUUAUUCAUACUUGGAAGGCUGCUGAUAUUAAUAACUUUGUUCUUCAAAAACACUUAUUUUUGUUUGUGGAAAAUAUGGAGAGCUACAUGGACUUUCCAAACAUAGGAGAGAACACAAGUCAAAAUAUAGGUAUAUAAAUCUUGACAGUGUUCAUUUAAGUAUUUUGGCUUUGAAUCUGCUUUUUUAACACACACACGUGUCAAUGUGUCCUUUUUGGAUUAUUGUGAAUGUCUUCAAAUACUAAUUCAUUUUUUCAGUUAAUUUUUUUCUUCCCACCUGAUACUUUGUCAUAAAAAGAUGAUGCAGUUUAGUAGAUAUAGAGAUUAUUUUCCAGGACAACAUUAAAUUACUUCUCCAUAUUUGUAGAUAAUGAUUUAAAUUUUUGUCAUUAACUUAAUAUAUGAAAAAAUAAUUGAUUGCAGGUUGUCAAGUCACUGACUUAAAAAAAACUUAGUAUAAAUAAAAUAACUGAAGUUAUAUUCCUUUUAAUUUAAUGUGCCUUGGAGAGAGAGAUUUUAGGGGAAGGAAUUUAAAUAAUUUUACUGUUCUCUUACUGCUUGUUCUCAUGUUGCUUUUACUAACAGAUUUGGUUAUCUGAUGCAAUGGUUUAAUCAACAGAAGUAUUGGGAGGAAUAAUGAAUUCUUAUGACAUGACAAAAUCUGGAACCACAUUUUAUCUGGAUCUAAAAAUUCCUUUCUUAAAGCAUAGUCUUCAGUAACUUUAAUUUCAAGACUUUUUAGCUUUCUCUAGAAAGCUGCAUCUUAGACUUUAGAUUUUUUUUGCACAUCUAACUAACUUGCUGUUCAAUUCAUAACAUUGUCGUCUUAUGACAAUUCAACAUCUUCAGUCUCACUGUAUUAAACCAAUGACUACGAAAGAAGCCAUUACUAAAUUCAGAAGUUUGAAUGAAAAUUCAGAUUUCACUGAAUGGUGAACUGUGCUUUUCACCUCAAUUGAGGUGCCAGUGAAGUGUUUGCUAAUGUGCGCCUCCUUAUGAUAUAGGUCAGUAUUUUUCAUAUGAAGGAAACCUCUGCAAUAUUAGGACCAGCUGUUGAAUGCUCUUAAACCUAAUACAUGCUUGAGCUAAAAAAAUACAUACGUUGCAUACAGAAUUGUCACUCUCUAAAAUAUGGUGUGAGUUGCUCAGUUGUCUAUAUGUACUGUAUGGUAUUAAUGCUUAGCAACAGUAGGCAGUCAGACCAUUCAAUAUAAUGUCCAAGUGGCUCACCAGAUGUCAAUAGGACAAAACUAUCUUCUCCGAGGGAGAAUUCUUGUUAACUGCUUUCCUGUGUGGGGGAUAUAUGAGGAUGAAUAGCUUGUCACAAAGUACAGUAUUAACUUACUGCCUUUCCAUAUUAAAAUACAGUAUUUGAAUGAGCAAGCAGUUACCAGUGGGGAAAACAUCUUAAGUAGCCUUAUGCCUUUGAAAGAAAUAGAUCAGUUUCAGCGCUGAAGUUUUAUUCCAAUGACUGCUUUGGGGGGUUGGAUGGCUGUUGCACUCUUUGGCCCUUAUUAUAAAAAAUGGCUGUAGUCAAAAUGAAAUGUAUGCACGUAAUAAUUGGGAAUGGUCUUUUUAUAAUCAGUCUUGUGAAAAAUGUAUUCUAGAAUUUAUGCACGCUAGUAAUUCACCCAACCUCUCAGAGUAAAUUUCUUGGGACAGUGUUAUUUCUUUUAUUGUAAUAGUACUGUGCAGUAUUUCAGGCCAAAGGCAUCUUUUAUAUGAAUGGCACUAAAUGGAUACCCUUGAUGUUGUUGUUCGCUAUUUUCACAGUAGUGUAGAAGUGCAACAUAUCUACACAAUUCUGGUCUUUGGAAAAACGACUGAAUAUGGUAAUUGCUGUGAAGAAACUUCAACCACUUUCUUGUAACUUUAAGAUAGAAACUCUGUUGUUUUUUCAAGAUUUAAAUACCAGUUCUAUUUGAUUAUUAGCUAUGCAUCACUAUUUAAAAAAAUAAUAAUUCUGUUUUCGGAUAGCCAGAAUAGCUGUAUUAUAUGAAGAAAAUAUUCCAAAUCUUUUUAAUUUUUGGUGAUAAUCUUCUUAUGUUUGUUGAACUGAUCUCUGUGUACCAUGGUUAGCCGUGUAAUUCUGGGCAUACUCCUCAAUUGUUUCCAGCAACAAAUGACAGUAGUUAAACCAGUUUUAAUGUACAAACACAGGGACCAAAGAGUGAUUUAAAGAUACUCCUGUCUUUAUCUGUAAUGUUACAUAGCAGUAUAAAUAUAUUUCUAAUGUUCAUUGAAUUGUGAUUGUUUUAAUCUAAGGGAAAUAGUGAUUCUUUGUUAGUUUUGCACUUGACUAUUUUUUUGUUUUAGUAUAAUCAGUUGAUUUUUGAAUUACAUUUGUGUAUUUUUUGUUGUAUAUAGUACCAUCUAGUAAAUAGCUUUUUCUAUUAUCAUACCUGUUGUUUAGAAAAUCUGUCCUUGUUUGUAAACUGUUCUUCUUUUUCACUUGCAUGUGUAUUUUUACAUUUCAUUCACUGAGCAUAUUUUAAUAUGCUUUUAAUACAUUAAAACUUAAUACUGCACCAUUA
This is a messenger RNA of Chrysemys picta bellii (western painted turtle), 5141 nucleotides long. It is a transcript of the gene TMEM170B, whose product is annotated as transmembrane protein 170B. Gene Ontology annotation, cellular component: plasma membrane. The record is from RefSeq and is a predicted model, not a curated record. Gene Ontology annotation, biological process: negative regulation of canonical Wnt signaling pathway. NCBI's taxonomy places the organism in Eukaryota, Metazoa, Chordata, Testudines, Emydidae.